GUUAAGACGCUCUUAACGCGGACGCUCCCCAGGUUUCCUUUCAUUCAACUGCCCUCGCUGCGCCAUCUCCAACCUGACUGUGCUCAAAUCAGUUCACCUGCGAGAAGAGAGAAGCGAAGGCGUUCAGAUCUCUUUAUUCCACAGAAGUGCGAUGGAUUCUUGGAGAAUCGCUGCUUUGCUCCUCGCUAGCUGGCUUACGGCGGCAACUUCUAACCAGUUCGAUACGGAGUGUUAUACUGCAAAUGGAGAGGACUACAGAGGCCGACAGAAUCAGACCAGUCUUCAAGUGGGAAGGCCAUGUCUUUUCUGGAAUGAGACUUUCCAACAUCCCUACAAUACCCUCAAAUAUCCCAAUGGAGAAGGAGGCCUUGGACCACAUAACUUCUGCAGGAACCCAGAUGGAGAUGUUCGGCCAUGGUGUUACAUCGCAGAUCUUGAGGAUGGAAUCUACUGGAAGUAUUGUGACAUUCCAACCUGUCAAAUGCCUGGUAACCUAGGCUGUUUUAAGGACAGUGGUGAUCCGACUCCUCUAUCCGGAGGCUACCAGACCUCCAACAAACUCACCAUUCAGAACUGCAUCAGCUUCUGCCGUAACCAAAGAUACAAGCUUGCCGGCAUGGAGUCAGGCUACGCUUGUUUCUGUGGUAACGACCUUGAUUAUCAUCGUCAUGGUGAUGCUCCAAGCACAGAGUGUAACCAUGUGUGUUUUGGAGACCACACCCAGCCCUGUGGAGGGGACGGACGUGUCAUAGUCUUUGACACAAAAGUAGGAGCUUGUGGAGGAAACUACACCUCGCCCUCUGCAGUGAUCUACUCUCCUGACUUCCCAGACAAAUAUAGACCUGGCAGAGUCUGCUACUGGACUAUUCAGGUUCCAGGGGCUUCCGUCAUUCUGUUCAACUUUACUUUCUUCAAUAUCGUGGAUCAGACUGAUAUGGUGGAACUUCUGGAUGGCUACUCCAAUCAGGUGGUGGCUCGGUUCGAUGGCCGCAAUCCACCACGGGACAUCGUGAACAUCACUGCAGACUUCGUCAUUCUGUAUUUUUACUCGGACAGGAUGAAUGGGGCGCAGGGAUUUUCUGUUCUUUAUCAUGCUUUGAGAAAUCGAGAUGUCAGACCUGUUGAAGAGGAUGAUGAUGGGUAUGAAGAUGACACCAGUACAGUAAGGCAGCAUACUGGAAGCACUACAGCAAAACCGAACACCAGUCAGAGUGGGAAAUCCUCCCUGCUGUACUACGUGAUCACAUCAAGCCCUGCAAACAUGCCAGGUCAGUGGCAUGGACCGGGCCGGACCACGGGCCACAGCACCAUGUGGACCAUCUACGCACUUGCUGCCCUGCUAACGCUAACAGUAAUAGCCAUGGUAGCUAAACUGCUACUGCACCUUACUGUAAAGUCCCCAUCCAUUCCUUCGAUCAGCGGUUCAGAAUCAUGUGCGCAGAGCACCACAUCUGAACCUUGGAUCAUCUUCUACAGACCUUCCACCAUCUCUCUGUUUAAGAAGAAACUCAAGAACCACCAUGGAGACCUCAGCCCUCUCGUGGGAAACUAAACACGACUCUUCUGACCUCUGCGGCUGCUUUAGCCCCCUGUAAGGAAUGCACACACUGUACGCAAUGCUGGUCUUCUGUUGCUGGGCUACGGAAAGGGAGUAGACCAAUCCCUGAUUGACUUCAAACGACCAGUGCAAGGCCCAGCCCAACAGGGUUGACCUGUUGUUGGUAUGGAACUUUGCCAGAAAAAUACAUAAAGACCUCGAUGCACUUGGUCAAUGCGUUUACUCUCAAUUUGCAUCUCAACCAAUCACAAAUGAUGUGACAGGUGCACAUAUAAACCAAGUGAUUUGAUUAGCAAAGGAGAUGUUUGGUUUGUGUUGGCAUUGUAGAGCAACAGACCAACUCAUAGUGGCCCAAAAAUGGCCCAACCCUUUCUCCAGGUGCUUUUGCAGAAGCGAUCAACCCCUGAUAAACAUCUUUAGAAAGGGCGAGACACCCUGUGAACCACACUGAAAGACAAAACCACUUACAUAACCAAUCUAAUGGCACUUAUGUGCCCAACCAGCCCCUUGGUUUUAGUCGCUCUAAUGUAGGUCACCUCUUGUUGUGGAGCACAAAACUUCUUUCUCCCAAGGUAAAAGAGCUGCUUGAACCAGCAGAGGAUUGAUGUCACAGUCAUUUAGAGGAGAAAGUGAUUCAGAUCUUUGAGGACUCAAAGUGAACAACAAAGAAAUCUCGAGAGAGUUCGUGAGUUGACAAAUGGACUGUGAAGUACCAAAGCUUACAAUUGCUACAAGUUGGGCAAUGUUCAAGAUGAACUGUAGUUAAGAAAUCCCUUUGGACCUCUCAUGCCGUCGUUUUUGGUCUGUGUCGGGUUUUGAUCUUUCUGUAAUGCCUUUAAGUGCCUUCAGGACUGAAAAACUCUUUUUUUUUUUUUUUUUUUUUUUUGUCUUCUAAGCUGUCAAUGUCUCGAUGAUGUAAACAAGCAUUGAUCAUUCGGACCAUUGAAUUGCAAAAUUUUUUCAGGGGAUUUAUGAAGAUAUGCAUUGUCCUGUGGGUGUCGUUGGGGCAUAUUGUUCUUGUCAGGUUUUCAACUAGAGCAAGAGAUGCAUUGUUGAUAAACAUUGUGUAAUUCAGUGUGGGAAUGAUCAAACGUCAUCUCCCUCUCAUUUCACUCCCCACGGAGGCAGUGGUGAAAUUCUUCCAAAACAGUUUGCUCUUUCUCCCCCUUCACCACAACUUUUGCUUUCAGAUUCUGAAGCACUUUUUCAGUCAGCCAAAUACCAUGCAGAUCACUGCACUGCUUGCUACAAGGAUUUAGGACGUUCCUAUAAAGCAGGGGUCACAACCUAUGGCACGUGUGUCAGCAAUGGCACACGGAGGGGUAAUCACUUGCAUGCCAGCAAUGGUUAGAGAGGAGUAGACUAUUUUAUUUAUAUGAAAUGCCACACCUGCAUUCCAAUCUACAUCUUGAUGUAAUCCUUCCUCAUGGUCACACAGCGUGUUUUCAUGAGCUGAAUGGGAGUCUAAACAAAAAGUUAAAAUGUGACGAGACUGCAGUAUACCCAACAGACUCACGAAACGUGUGCAAGCCAUUCGUGCAUCACGAGCUGGCAGUGCUUCACUUUCGGUUAAUCGUGCGAGUAAACGCAUUCGCCUUGCUUCGAUCAGGCUGCGUGGAUGACAGCCUGCAUUCCGUGUUUCAUUUGUUUCUUUUUGCUUUAAGAACAACACGUGAUGUAAUAAGGAAAACACCACUAUUAAUCCUUGAGAUUUCCAACCCAGCAUACAGCAUACUUAAACCAUGACCACACUCAAAUUACAUUAAAUGAUUAAAAGAGAAUACAUAAACCCACAUUGUGGGGUUCAAAAAUCUGAGUCUAUUCAAAAUAUAAAGUAAACCUGGAAAUAAAGUUUUAGGAUUUUGCAGGUGUGAUUUUACAGCCAUUGACCAGGAAAAUAAAAAAUGGCACUUCAUGUCAAAAAGGUUGCUGACCCCUGCUAUAAAGGAACGCAAAACCGGUUAAGGAUCAUGACAUUUAGAUUGCAGUUUACAGCACUUGAACAGCCAUUAGUUACAGAUCAAGAUAUGAGUUGACAUGAGGGCCGUCUUACAGAAGAAGAACUGUUGUGACAUUUUUGUAUUCAGUGCUCGAUGUUACACUUGAUGUGUCCUAACCAGGCGCGACUUGACAACAAAUGUUUUGGUUAAAGGGAUAGUUCACUCAAAUAUAAAAAAAUUCUGUCAUUUAUUCACCCUUUUGUUGGUCUCCCGUAUGACUUUCUUUCUUCCGUGGAACACAAAAGGAGAUGUAAGGCAGAAUUACAGCCUCAGUCACCAUUCACUUUCAAUGCAUUUUUUUUCACAGUGAAAGUGAAUGGUGACUGAGACUGAACAUUUAGCAUAACAGCUCCAUUUCGAGUUUCACAGAAGAAAGAAAGUCAUACGGGUUUGGAACAACAUGAUUGUGAGCAACUUUUGGGUGAACUAUGCCUUUAAAGAAAUGUUCCUUGUUCAAUACAAGUUAAGCUCAGUCGACAGCAUUUGUGGCAUAUUGUUGAUUACCACAAAAAAUAAUUUCGACUCGUCCCUCCUUUAUUUAAAUAAAAGAAAAAAUUGCGGUUACAGUGAGGCACUUACAAUGGAAGUGAAUGGGGCCAGUCUAUAAACGUUAAAAUGUAUAUUGUUUCAAAAGUAUAGCCACAAGACAUAAACAUUAUACAUGUUAACCUGAUUUUAGUGUGAAAAAAUCACUUACUACCCUUUCCUGAAAAGUUAUAUCCAAUUUUACAAAUUUGUUGCCAUGACGACAUAAUGUGGUAAACCCUAUAAGCAAUUUUAUCACACUAAAAUCAUGUUAACGUGUAUAAUGUUUGUGUCUUGUGACUAUAGUUUUGAUACAGUGCGUACUUUUUAUGUUUAUGGACUGGCCCCAUUCACCUCCAUUGUAAGUGCCUUACUUUAAUCGCGAUUAUGAUGAGGGACGAGUCAAAAGUAUUUCCUUGUCUAAAUUAUUUCAUGUGGUAACAUUCCUAAUGUCCAAACAUUCCUUUAAUUUAUAGUUAUGUGUGCAAAUAUUUUAACUGAUGAGAUUUCACAAUGCCACAAAAUUAGAAGCCAAACGAUCAACACAAUGUCCCAUCGCUCGUCGCAGAUAAAACCUGACAUUUUAUCGCAUCAAGCCUGAUUUGGGCACAGUGCUACUCUAUGUUUUAGCAAUAUUGUAAAGGCCCCUCAUUUCAACAUCCAUUUGAGUGAGUACAUUCAGUAUAUAACCAAACAGCCUGAAAAUGGGUGGUCAGCAAUACAUUAUUUGUGGGUAUGUCACUAUUGCCGCACUUACACAGAAAACAAAUGAACAAAAUAACCAUAGUAUGCACUUUUAUUUAUUGUAACUGAAGUAGUUAUCUUGUGUCAUGUCUUAUGAGCAACCAAAAUAUUUUUAUAAAGUUUGGACAAUGAUUAUAUCUCAACUUAUUUCACUUAUGUCUGGGAUGCUAUCAGAACAAAUCUGAAAGUUUGGGAAAUACAUUAUAACAAAAGAUCUGUAAUCGAACAAGCUUCCCAACCUAUGUGUCAUGGUCAUUUUUCUUCUCAAUUUAAGUGUAUUUGGCUGACCUGAUGCUGUAUUUUUGCCAUGUUGGGAUCUGCACACUGUCCUAAUUAUUGCAUACAUACUUUAUACCCAUAGCUCUGCAGUGCCUGGGGCUGCACAUGCAUACUAUAGUGUCACCAGUCACAGACAGAAAGAGAUAAAGAGACCGUGGCUGUCAAAUCACAUAGAGAGAAACUUAAAGAGACAGGUUAAAUCUAACAAGGUCAUAUGUCUGGAGAGACUGGUGAAUAAUGCAGAAUCCAGACUUCCACUUAUAUAGCACUUUUAGCAGUAGAAAAAGUGUAAAAUCCUUUUGUGGUUUAUCACAAUGUCAGUGGGGUUUCCUUCUGAGAAACCAAGAUGGGGAAUCCCUAUCAUUUUGGUAGAGGGUACUUCCAGGGAUAAUAUAAAGAUGUUGUUUUCAUGCAAUUGUAAAUAAAAUAGUUAGAAUUUUAAUUUAUACCAUAAAUUAUUUUUAUUUUGGAUGUAAAAUGGGAUACAAUCUAUCUUUUGUAUAAGUACCUUUGUAGUUUUUAUUUAAUGUGUUCUGAGUGCAAAAAUA
Messenger RNA from Myxocyprinus asiaticus (Chinese sucker), 5654 nucleotides. RefSeq names its product kremen protein 1-like. Gene Ontology annotation, biological process: multicellular organism development. Bases 152 to 1552 code for a protein of 466 amino acids. Lineage: Eukaryota; Metazoa; Chordata; Actinopteri; Cypriniformes; Catostomidae. The transcript has 10 exons. The record is from RefSeq and is a predicted model, not a curated record. Gene Ontology annotation, cellular component: plasma membrane.